Molecule: messenger RNA, 1188 nt
Organism: Knipowitschia caucasica
Lineage: Eukaryota; Metazoa; Chordata; Actinopteri; Gobiiformes; Gobiidae
Source: the annotation of a GenBank genome assembly
AUGGAGAGACACACCGACGUGCUCCUAGUGACCGCCAAUGUUGGCUCACUCUUUGAUAAUGUUGGCGAGAUCCAAAGUCAAUGGUUGAAUGAGCUGUACAAGACAAUCCACACCUACCGGCCACAGUUUGUCGGAUUGCACUUUCAAGAGGUUGGAGGAAAAGACUAUACAGCCAACAUGGGCUAUGCUGAAAACUUCUUCAGAAGCAUAGAGGAAAGUGAAGAAAUGAGAGACUUUGAUCGAGUCUGUAUCUACAUAGAUAAUCGCUUUCAAGCUGAGGACAGCUUCACGGCUCUGGGAAGCAUGUAUUUCAUUCACAAAAAACUGAAAAACAUCUUGCAAUAUGAUUUUAAAGUGAAGGAUUUUAGACCCGUGCCCGGGCAGAACAAGCAUGUCGGCUCUUUGGACGGCGUCGCUACCGUGCAGAAAGAAAAAUUCCCAAAGAAUUUCUGGCCUGACUUCAAAUGGUCCAGAAAAGGCUUCAUGAGGACACGCUGGAUCAUUCAUAAUCGGGCUUUGGACUUGGUCAACAUCCAUCUUUUCCACGAUGCCUCCAACCUGAUUGCCUGCACCUCCAGCCCCUCUGUUUACUCUGCAAACCGCAAAAACGCUCUUCGAUAUGUCAUUAACAGGUUAUCAGACAAUCAGCACACUCCCAUGCCUUUUAUCCUCUUUGGAGACUUCAACUUCCGUCUCGAUGCACUCAAUCUUGUUCAGCAUCUGUCCACAUCAGCUGAGGUCCAAACUGUGAAGAAGGACAGCUCUAAUGAGGUGGAGAAGAUCAUUUGUGAGGAGAAAGAUAAUGACCAUAAAGUAUUACUUCACAUUGAGGAGAAGUUGUUCACUUAUCUUCAUCAGGCAUUUUUCCGGGCAGACAAUGGAAAAGCGCUUUUAAAAUACGACAAAGAGGUUUCAGCGUUUCAUGAUGUUUUAAGUGAAGAAGCUAUCAAGUUUCCCCCCAGUUACCCUUACAGUGAAGACUACACUAAGCCGACCCAGUACAUGAACACACGCUGUCCCGCCUGGUGCGACCGUAUCCUCAUGUCCCACUGCGUCCAGGACCUCCUCCUACACUCAACAGAGGACAACGAGCACAGCUUGGUCUACAACACCGUGGGUCCCAACGUGUGCAUGGGAGACCAUAAGCCUGUUUUCUUGUUCUUUCCUCUGAAGACGAACGACCGUUGA